Molecule: messenger RNA, 539 nt
Organism: Solea senegalensis (Senegalese sole)
Lineage: Eukaryota; Metazoa; Chordata; Actinopteri; Pleuronectiformes; Soleidae
Product: low-density lipoprotein receptor-related protein 1-like
Exons: 3
Coding region: 162-539 (125 amino acids)
Molecular function (GO): protein binding
Source: RefSeq, a predicted model, not a curated record
UUCAGCUGAGAAGCCUCCUCCUCCUCCUCAUCAUCAUCAUCAUCAUCACCAUCGGUUACACGUCGUCGCCUGUCUGCAACCUCCGGCUUGACAGCACCAAGAGGCGAUUGAUGACUAAUUUUCUGUCCAGAUAGAAUCCAGUGUUGCGCACCUCCGCCAACAUGUCACUGGCAACAGGACUGCUUCUCCUGGGAUUGUUGCACAGUUUGGAAGUAAUCUCUCCAGCACUGGCCAUUGAUGUCCCAAAGACCUGCAGCCCGAAGCAAUUUGGGUGUAGAGAUGGGACGUGCAUCCCCAAGGGCUGGCGCUGUGACCGGGAGAAAGACUGCCCAGACGGCUCUGACGAGGAGCCCGAUGUUUGUCCUCAUAGUACAGUGUCAUGGUGCCCUCACAAUGAAUACCACUGUGGAGGAACAGAGCUUUGCAUCCACCUGAGCAAACUGUGCAACGGGGUUCCAGACUGUACUGACGGCUGGGAUGAGGGACCACACUGCAGAGGUAUCAUAGACGCACACAUCUAUACUGCUGCUAGACAGUAG